Molecule: messenger RNA, 306 nt
Organism: Blepharisma stoltei
Lineage: Eukaryota; Ciliophora; Heterotrichea; Heterotrichida; Blepharismidae
Source: the annotation of a GenBank genome assembly
AUGAUUAUACAUAAUUUAAUGGGUUGUUGUAACAGCCUCAAUACUGAGCCAAGCCAAUUGCUAAUAGCAGAACAUUAUGAUUCUCAGCAGCGCCCGCCACUUGCCCAAUCAAAUAAUACUUCUGCUUCAAGCCAAAUUAAUCAAGCACUAGAACUCAGAAGAGUUCGAAAACUACCGUCAAUAGUAAGUGAAUCUGCUAUUUCAAGCAUUUAUGAAGCAGAUAACGAUUUGCCACUUCCUGACUUAACAAAUGACAACCCUUGUGGUUUUCUCCUUCCUGAAGGACAAGCAAGCUAUUUGACAUAA